CCACUUGUGCGCUCUCUGCACCUCAUGCCCCGUCCCCUUAUCCGUCCUCUCCUAACCUCUUUGACUAGAGAGAGAACACUUGCUCUCGCUUCUCUGCAUAAUCGUCCCAUAGAGAUGCUGAUACCUUGCUCGUAAUGCUUUGAUCUAUACUGAUUUCUCCACAAUUGGACCACCCUGAUUUUCUUACCAUACCGACAUCACAAGGCCACAACAAUGUCAGGCGGCGUUGGUCCCAUCAACGACAUUAGCCUCCCCAAAGACGACCGGCGACACCCCACCACACCACCCUCCUCCACCACCAUCAAGAGCGGCUUUCUCAGCUUCCGCCAGCUCAACUCCCUCGCCGUCAUCGUCGUCCUCGCUGCCAGCGGCUUGGUGGGCUUCCAGGACCUGGCCUUCCUCGUCCUCUCCCUCGUCUACAUCUACGUCCUCUCCGUCGUCGCCUUCCCCUGCCUCGGCCCCGGCCGGGAGCCCACCGUGUUCAACCCUAGGAACCGGGUCCUCCGCCUCUACGUCUCCUUCGCCGCCGUCAUAGGCCUCUUCCUCCCCAUCGCCUACAUCUUCGAGGGCAUCUACGAGGGCGACAAGGAGGGCAUCGCAGCCGCCGCUCCACACUUGUUCCUCCUGGCAAGCCAGGUGUUCAUGGAGGGCGUGGCGUUCUCGGCGCGGUUCUCCACACCGAUCCGGGUCUUCGUUCCGGUGUCGUACAACGCGAGGAGGAUCUUCACGCUGAUGGAGUGGUUGGAGAGUGAGUUCGGGAAGGAGGGCGGCGACCGCGGUGGGUCGGCGAGGAGGGUAUACGUGGGGAGGAUCCUUGCGGCGGCGAACAUGGCGUUGUGGUGCUUCAAUCUGUUCGCCUUCUUGUUGCCGGUGUAUAUGCCCAAGGCCUUCAAAAAGUACUAUGCUGCGUAUUACAAUGUCAAGGAUGUAUAAAAUGAAUUUAUAUUGCAUGGGAUCUUUGCGGUUUUUCUCAGAUCAUGGAAAGUGGGUUUGUAUAAAUAAUGAAGGGCCAUGGGACUGAAUUACUUGAGCUGCCUGUGCCAUAAGAAGUCGCGAUCAAGACCUACGGCUGAGUUUUCGUUUGGUUCGGGCUUUUGCUUCGUGGGUAGAAUGCCAUGUUUUCUUAUA
Molecule: messenger RNA, 1128 nt
Organism: Rhodamnia argentea
Lineage: Eukaryota; Viridiplantae; Streptophyta; Magnoliopsida; Myrtales; Myrtaceae
Exons: 2
Coding region: 214-933 (239 amino acids)
Source: RefSeq, a predicted model, not a curated record